CGAGGAUCUGAACAUGGUGCAGCUGUCUCCAUCCCCAGCCCGGGAUGUCUCUCCUUCACCUGCGUGCUCCGAGAAGGGGAGGCAGGGGAGCCCUAAGGCAGGUAGCCCCAAGAUGGGCUCCCCUGGUGGGCUGAGUCCUCUCCAGCUGGCCCUGGCAGCCUCCACCACCAUCUACCAGGGCUACGAGAGUUACAUCGAGGACGGCCUCAUCUGCCUCAAGCACAAGAUCCGCAACCUGGAGAAAAAGAAGGUAGGAUGGAUGACAAGAUUAGUGGUUUGGUGGGUGUUUAAGUGGAUGGAGAUAUUACCACCCCUUUCAGGGUUUCCUGCAUGUCACCAUAAAAUAAAGACAUUGUAAGUGUUUGUAUCCACAGAUUAAGUUGGAAGACUACAGGAAGCGUUUGAAACAUGGGGAAUCACUCAAUCAAGACCAGAUAGUAAGAACAGGAUUUCCAAUUGUGGUAAUAAAAGCAGUACAUUUAUUUCUACCAGAGGAUUGAGAUGUUGCCUUGUCUUUUAAACUCUUUGUAUGUGUGUCAGGAUGCAGUGGAGAAGUAUGAUGAAGUGAUUCACAACCUACAGUUUGCCCAGGAGCUGCACAAGACCCUGGGUGGCCUAACACAAGACGUAAGGAUCUCUGUUUGCCAUUGCUUAUCAUAAUGCUGGUGUGUGUAUAUGGGGAUGGGUAGAGCAGCUCCGCAUGCAUUCCUUUUGGUAGACCAGGCGUAUUUUCUUAUGCAUAGUCAGAAUAGCACUUCGCCAUUCAUUUCAAGCGUCUGAGAAUAGGUUCAUGAGGGCAGAAAGGGUGUGAUGUAUUGGAUUGGAAUCCAGCCUCUUGUCAAUGGAUUGUACACUUGAGGCUUUAGCCCAUUGCAAAGCUGAGUUGGGAAUUAGCACACUGCUGUUCCAUUCUGCUGCUCGAAUACCUUGAUUGCUUUAAUGGUUAGGUUUCACUUUCCCUACUUCUAUGUCUAAGUGCAUGGCCUGAUAUGGUGUCAGUAAUCUAGACCUAUUAGCUGGUCAACAGAUCACUUGUUUGUCCAGAUUCAUGAUUAAUUAUCUUGCAUUUUUGCAAGACAACAUAAUGGACUUUAACUUACACCCAUCCAGACAUUUGAAAUCAACAAAAGCAAGUCGACUGGUCUAGUGAUUAGGUGUAGGAGUAGGUUUGCGAUUGGUCCGUAGAAUCCAUCUAACCACCCCCCUUUAGCUGCUAAAGGCCCAGAAGAAGGCGUUGAAGAAGGAGCAGAUGGCCAAGCUGGAGGUAGAGAGGAGGAGGCUGUGCGUAGUGCUGCAGGUUAAGUUCCUCCUGCAGACCCUGCUGCAGCACGAGCACAUCAGGAAGGACCUCCUCUCUGCCCGCAACCCCCAGCUCCAGGUUGCAGAGCUACAGAGCCUGCUUGAGCUCGCUGAACUACUGGGGGUGAAGAGGGACAAGAAUGUGAGGUACUGGGGAAUAGAUGUGCACACCACACACACACAUUCUGUUGGACUUGAGGCACAACAGCAUAAGUUACAAUGAAACACUCCCACAUGUCUGUGUUGAUUGAAGACUAGUCUGAUCCCCCUCUACUGUGUCCCAGUUUGGAGGAGCAGAUGGAGAGCGCAGCCCUGGUCUACCUGGACCUGCUGGAGGGAAAAAAUAAACCAGUAGCCGGCACCACCUGUGAGUUUAAACACUACCUGUCCUGUACCUUUUUAAACACCUGCACAAAUACUCCAUUUACUAUGACUGGUAUCCUCAACUUGAUCUGCCAUUUGAUGAACUACUUUAGCUGCCAUGUUUAAAAUGCAUGCAUUUGAAUGUUUGCAGACAAGGUCCUGAAGGCUAAAUUGGCUAAGCUGAUGGAUUGUGGGUACUUUGAUUGUGUACCGCCACCUCCGAGCAAGAGUCCCAAGGAAGUAGAGGUUCCGAUGACCAAGAAGACUGUCUCUCAAACAGCCAGCCUCUCUGGUAACUCUACAACAGUGCAACUAUUCUUAUUCAAAAGCUACUUAUCAGGCGGGGUAUAGAACAAUUAAUGUAUACAACAUUUUGUAAUUUAGCUGGAUAUUAUUUUGCCUUGCAGCCCUGAUGAAGUCAAACAAAAAAGAUGUGCCUAGCAGAGAGGUAAGAACCACUAACAUGCAUUUCCUGGAAGUUUGGUGCCACUACUUCAACGUUCAACCAGUGUUCUCCUUAAGCUAUUUACCUGAAUGCGCUGUGGAUAUCGUACUGUUGUGCUGAUAGUCUGUGGGUGAUGCCAGUUUCUUAACAGACACUACCUGCCUGACACAGACCCCAAUGGGUGUCGAGACGCUCCCAUUAAUCAGAACUGGAAGACCAAGUUCCAGGCCAUGAAGGAACAGGAGCCACCGGACUCAUGGGAUAUGGAGUCGGACUCCACUCAGCCUGUAAUCCAGAAACCAUGGAGAGGGGCGGCUGUGUUAAUCUCCAAAGUGCCAGUUACUACCAAGAAACAAAAUGGCGAACCCAAACAGGUGAGGUAUUCUCUUAUACAUGAACUUUCAGGGCAGUUGGAAUUUGAGACUAGUUGUGAUGUCUAAUGGCCAAGGUUAACACUGGGAUUGGGCUAGCAGAUCUUACUUCAGAUCAAUCAUACAACUCAAUGACUCUGUUUCCUCAGAGAAGGGCAAAGUCCAAAAGGGAGCGGGACGCCACAGCUGUGAGUAGACUCUUAUCCUUGCAUCUCUUAGGUUUGAUGGACCUGUCCAUAUUACUCCAUCAUAUUCUAAUUUCUAACAGGCACCUCGUGUGGACACCCCUGUGGAGGUGUUCAACUCCCAGUCUUCCUUGCCCAAGGACCCCAUCCUGCGCAAGCAGCAGCUGGAGGACCUGAUGACCAAGAUCAGAGGCUCCUUCAGCUUCAUGCAGGUACAGUACUGCUCAGAGGUCAUUUCCAGUUGAAAAGCCAUGGAUCAUUUCCAAUGUUCCACCUGGGUCGGGUUUACCACGGCACACUGCGCAGAAAACAAAAAUAAACGUUUCUUAUUGGUUAAGUCCAGGUAGUCCCUCCCUGUUUAAGUCUUCUUUUGUUGGGUGCCAAAUAAAUACAAUCCUGGAUUAUUCCCCUGUUUCCAGGAUUCUCUUCUGGAUGGAGAAGGAUCACCCACUAACAGCCAUCUUAGACUGGGCCGUCGUGCCUCUGGAUCCCCCUCUCCACUCGGUAGCCUACCACAACAAAGUUGGUAUUUAAUUGUCUGACUUCUAGAUGAACAGAACACUUAACAUAUGUUUUUUUUAACCUCUUAUUCUCAACAGUACAGAGCAAUUCAAGGAGAAGCCCAGUGGACCUUCUCCCCAAAACACUGCAUGUAAGAUCUGGAGAAGAAGUGUGAAAUGGCACCCUAUUCUAGUGCACUAAUUUUGACCAGGGCUCUGUUUAAACUUAUGACUGUUGGAGUAAGUAUUUUAAGAUAAAUAUUUUUGUCCUGUCUCCAGUCCACUCCAUUGCCUUCUAAACUCCUCCCUGUUGAUGACAAACCCAGUCUGACCAAUGGAGACAGCGGUUGUCUAGAGAGCUGUGACCUGGACCUAACUACAGAGGACCUGGCUCACGUAAUAACCAUUUUAAGAACUCCCCUGUCUGUUAAAUGAGACCCAUUAAAACAAUGACAUUUUUUUUAUUUUAGAUCCACAAUUGUUAUGAAGCUUUUUAUAAAGCACAAUGGUUGUCCUCUCCAGGAUCCAUGUCUGCUGCUGUCUGAGAGUGAGACUGCCUGCCCCUCUCCUCCAGCUCCUCCCCUCUACCGUAGGGAGUCCUCCAUCUCAAUCACCCUGGACGAGAAGACCUCUGCUCGGGUAAAACAACUCUUUCCCUGACCAUGUAGGAUUGGCAAGCCUAAAGUGCAUAGUAUUCUGAUUUUGUUUGUCUCCCCUGACGGUGUUCCCUCACUGUACCCAGACUCCCAUCUCUGAAUCUGGGAAGCAGUCCCCCUGUAACGGGGUGGUGCCUCCUUGUACCUCAACCCCAACCUCCACCCAGGGGCAGCCCUUUUCUACCCCUCCCAGCAGACGUACACUCACCAUGGCUCCCCCUGUUCCCUUCCAGACCAUGCAUUCGGUAAGUCUACCCUACCACACUUAACGUGCUCAUAGAAUAGGCAACAGGCUUUAGUCUGAAUACCCAUAAGAGACGUUUUAGUGUGAGCCUUGGGUCUGUUUUGUCUCUGAAGGUAUUCAAGGUGAACGUCCCCUUACUUCCGACUGGAGACUUUAAAUCCGAUAUAAUCCCCUAUUCCACCACCAGCACUCAGACCCCACCGGAGUUUGCUUCCCCGGAGGACGAACACCUACAGUCGGGUAUGCCAGAGUUGUAUUCAUUAGGGCAGUCAAUAGAAAACGUUUGCAACGUAAAACAAAGAUUAGUUUAUUAGACAAAUCCAGGGGUGUAUCCAUUACGCAGGAAACAAGAGUUUCAAUUGGACAAAUUCAGUUGGGUCCCUCCCCGUUUGGUUCUUAAAUGGUAAACAGUUUCCAUUGCAAGACUUAAUGAUUUAAAUUAUUAUAUAAAAUUCUUGCUACCAAUAGAAUGUUAUUUAUAUGGGGGAUACAAUCUUCCCAGCUCUGCAGAUUUUGCUGUGAAGAGAUAGAAUCAUUAGAUCAUUUGUUUUGGUUCUGUCCAUUUGUAGCUUGUUUUUGGACACAGGUCCAGGAAUGGCUAAAGGAUUGCAAUAUUUACCUGGAACUAACCUUGCAGAUAGCAUUACUGGGUGAUCUGAAAAGUCAUAGUCCAUCAAUCAAUAAUAUAAUAAUACUUUUAGCAAAAAUGUUUAUUUUUAAUUCACAAUCUGUAGAAGCAAUGAGAAUAGAAAGGUUCAGAACUUUUGUAAAACAUCACAGUACGGUUGAAAUAUAUAUGGCAAAUAGAAAUCCUAUAUGGAUGGUGUUAAGAGAUAGAUGGGAGGUGUUGAAUGGAGUUGAAGGAUGGGACUAAUAACAAAUAACAACAAAUAAUAACAAAGAUAGCUAAUAAUGUAAGCAUACUGUGUCCAUAGACUUAAUGAAUACACCCCUUGUUUGUCUGUUUUCUUCCUAAUGAAUACAACCAAGUCUACUCUUAUUUCUCUCCCUUGGGCAGUGAACCAGUCUGAAUGUCUGGUGGGUAGUGGUGGGCAGAUCUUCCUGUCCCCUAGCCAAUCAGGUGGCACCAUGGGCCGUUCUGGCCAAUCAUACUACAGAGGAUCUGUUAGAGGUAUUGCACGUGGUGGCAAGGGGCUGGCACACUCCUACUUUCGCUCUUCUGGUGGGCACAGAGGUAUUUAUCCUCUUACUUCUCUUCUCCCAUCCAUCCCUCCAUCCUAUCCUUCAUCCUUUCCCUCUAUCCUAUCUUGUUCUGCUGAUGCAUGUCUCCUACUGAUUCAGAAUGAGCUUCUAAACCUUAAUGGAUUGGAUCAAGUAAACUCCAUUCCCUUGCCUCCCAACAGUUUCCACAUGACAUGAUCAUAAUAUUACAAGGUUUUGAGUUAGACAUCACAACCCAAUUUUAUCUGUCCCCUUCCCCUUGGGUUUGACGGGUUUCGGGCUGGUCUGCGCUCCCCAGGAGGAAGCUUCAUCCCCCAGGCUCACCUGUUCGGCGCUCGGGUAAGACACUGCUUCCCACAUCUGUGUGCACUAUCAGAUAUUGUAUGUACAUUAGUAUAGAUUGCUGAAGUGAAAGGUUUUAGAGGUUUUGUCUUGUCUAAUGGUGUGUUCUUCACCAUUAGGAGACUGGCUACCAGCAUGGCUACAGGCGCGGUGGAGGCAAUGCAGGACAAAGGCACAAUAAUAGUGGUAAGUUCACUUCAUUCUUCUGGCUUGACACAAAAUCAAAUCUCUGAUUGGUUGGGUAUUUUGGUGGCUUACUUAACUGGCUUUUGAUUGGUCCUCUGCAAUAGGUUGGAGUGACUCCUCCCAGGUGAGCAGCCCAGACCGGGAGGGCAACUACUCCCUGGUAGACUCUGCCCACGGCGACUCGCUGCAUGGUUUGGGCAUGGACCUCACCCCCCAUGCCCCCCACACCCUGAUGCACGUACCCAUGUACCCGCUCCCCCAGCAUCCCCAGCCCCUCCGCGUGGCCUUCACAGCAGCCCGCACCGCCAACUACACCCCGGGCACCCUGGACCAGCCCAUCGCCUUCGACCAGCUCCACAGCAACCUGGGGGAAAUGUUCAACACCAAUGUGGGUCGUUUCACCUGCCCAGCCAAUGGCACCUACGUCUUCCUCUUCCACAUCCUCAAGCUGGCGGUCAACGUGCCACUCUACGUCAACUUGAUGCGCAAUGACGAGGUGAUGGUGUCUGCGUACGCCAACGACGGGGCUCCGGACCACGAGACGGCCAGCAACCACUCCAUCCUGCAGCUGUACCAGGGAGACCAGGUGUGGCUGCGGCUGCACCGCGGCUCCAUCUAUGGCAGCAGCUGGAAGUACAGCACAUUCUCUGGCUUCCUGCUCUACCAGGAC
Messenger RNA from Coregonus sp. 'balchen', 6443 nucleotides. Lineage: Eukaryota; Metazoa; Chordata; Actinopteri; Salmoniformes; Salmonidae. The record is from the annotation of a GenBank genome assembly.